AAGGUUACUGGUUCCACUCCCUCCCAGAGGAGACAUGGUGUUUGGUGACGUCAUCUCUUCCGCCCAGCUUCUUCUCCUCCUCCCUCGUCGGGCCGAGCGGCUCAGCAGAGAGAAAAUCCAACAUGGAGUAAUAGGAGAUGGGGCUCAGAUGGGGCCACCGCCAGAAAACAGCAGCAUGCGUUAUCGUACCGCUACGGGCCUUUCGUAGCAGAACUCGCACUGACCAAGAGAAAGAGAAUAAAAAGGCACGGACAGUCGGUUAGGAUUUAUAUAUCGAACUGGAUUCCACAUUUCUCCCACUCUACAGAUAAAAAGGCAAAGGAAACCAUCAAAACAAUGUGAAAAAAUGAAGCGAGCGAAGAAUACCCGCGUUGGGAUAAUAUAGGUGCAAAAAAGAGGAAAAUGAGCGAAGAAACACAUCCUGACGAUGACAGUUACAUUGCCCGUGUCAAAGCAGUGGUUAUGACCCGUGAUGACUCAAGUGGAGGAUGGCUUUCACAAGAAGGAGGUGGCCUUAGUCGAGUAGGAGUCUGUAAAGUCACUCAGUCAGAUAACAAUGGAAAAAGUGAUUUCCUCAUUCAUGGGGAGAGGCUGAAAGACAAACAGGUGGUGCUUGAAUGUUUCUUAAAGAAAGAUUUGAUAUACACCAAGGCCACACCCACAUUUCAUCACUGGAUAAUUGACAGUAAAAGGUUUGGGCUCACUUUCCAGAGUCCUGCUGAUGCACGUGCAUUUGACAGAGGUGUAAGAAAAGCAAUCGAAGACUUGACAGAAGGUUCUACAACUUCCUCUUCAACAAUACAAAAUGAAGCUGAAUUAGGUGAUGAUGAUGUGUUUACGGCUGCUACAGAUAGUUCAUCAAACUCUUCUCAGAAGAAGGAGCUGUCAGUGCAGGCACUAGCCCCCUCUUCUUUCUGUGAACCACGACGACACCGCUGUAUUCUGGGCCACAAGCAUGACCAUUACCCACUGCCUGACCACUACCUUCUUGAACAGUCUGUAUCUACACUACAGCAUCACAAUAAUUUUCAAGAUGAUAAUGAAGAAGUUGUUCGAAUCAAUCCUCGUGAAAAAACUUGGAUGACUGGUUAUGAGGAUUAUAGGCAUGCUGCUGCACGUGAGAAAUGUCUUGAUAUCGAAGAUGUGGACUCCUAUGUACAGUUUGCCAAAAGUGACGUCUCAAAACAUGAUUACAAUUACCCUUAUGUUCCAAACUGUGACUUUAGCUUCAGCAAAGAGCUGAAAAGCAGUGGCAGCUGUAUUAUUAAUGCUCAGCCUGUGUCUCAGAAGUCAAAAUCAAAGAGGAGGAAGGAGGAUGGGGAGAGAUCAAGAUGCAUAUACUGCAGGGACAUGUUUAAUCUUGAGGAGAAUGGACGUGGACAGUGCCAAGAUGCUCCUGACCCUAUUCGCACCUGCAUCCAGCGGGUCAGUUGCAUGUGGUGUGCAGAUACUCUGCUUUAUCACUGCAUGUCUGACCCUGAAGGGGACUACUCAGAUCCUUGCUCUUGUGACACUAGUGAUGAAAGGUUCUGUCUCCGGUGGUUAGCUCUUAUAGCUUUGUCCUUAUUGGCUCCCUGUAUGUGCUGUUAUCCACCACUACGUGCAUGCUACCACUGUGGAGUCCUUUGCAGGUGCUGUGGUGGAAAACACAAAGCAGUGGGAUGAAUUUUUUUGGGGGGGUUCUUUUCAAACUCCAAUACUGAGAAUGUUGGAAGAAUAUUUUGGAGUUAACUAUCUUUGCCUUACUCUGUGUUGGAAGAAAUAGCCCAUGGUGCCAUCUUGCAGUCUAUAUA
Erpetoichthys calabaricus (reedfish) is the source of this 1793-nucleotide messenger RNA. RefSeq names its product sprouty-related, EVH1 domain-containing protein 2-like. Bases 403 to 1665 code for a protein of 420 amino acids. Gene Ontology annotation, cellular component: membrane. Gene Ontology annotation, biological process: negative regulation of MAPK cascade; multicellular organism development. The transcript is spliced from 6 exons. The record is from RefSeq and is a predicted model, not a curated record. Gene Ontology annotation, molecular function: protein kinase binding. NCBI's taxonomy places the organism in Eukaryota, Metazoa, Chordata, Cladistia, Polypteriformes, Polypteridae.